AUGAUAAGAAAUUUCAUAGGAGAUUUCGUCUCGAAAAAGUACUGUGCAAUUUUAUUAACCCUCAUUGAAAGUAAAAUCGCCAACGUAACAAACAGAAACAAUUCUGUUCCAGCUUUACAACAAUUACUUCUGACUUUGCGGUUCUAUGCGUGUGGUAGUUUCUACAUUACGAUAGGUGAUUUUGCUGGAAUACACAACUCAACUGCGAGCAAAAUUAUAAGAAAAGUUACUGAAGCAAUUGCCUCUCUUCGCCAGGAAUUUGUUACAUUGCCAGCUAACAGAGAAGAAAUAUUAUUAGUACAGGAAGGAUUUUUUAAUAUUGCCCGAUUUCCGAGGGUUAUAGCGGCAUUGGAUUGUACUCACAUCAAGAUAAUUUCACCAGGUGGCAAUACUGCAGAAGACUACAGAAAUCGAAAAGGUUUCUUCUCAUUGAAUGUGCAAGCUAUGUGUACUAGCGACUUAAAAUUUGAAGAUAUAGUAACACGAUGGCCAGGUUCAACACAUGACAGUUUGAUAUUCUCAAACUCUGCAGCAAAGUUUCAGUUUGAUACUAAUAGAUUUCAGAAUGGACUGGUCCUAGGUGACAGUGGUUAUUUCUUAAAUCAUUAUUUACUAACUCCGUUAAGUGAUCCUCGAACAGAAGCCGAAAGACUAUAUAAUGAGUCUCAUAUUCGUACUCGAAAUGUAAUUGAGAGAUGUUUCGGGGUUUGGAAAAGGAGAUUUCCUGUGUUAAGUAUAGGAAUGCGGUGCCGAAUCCCUCUCGCUCAAGACAUUAUUGUAGCAACAGCAAUUUUACAUAAUCUUGCAAGAAUUAGAAAUGAAAGCGAACCACCUGUGGAUCCUGAAGUCCACAUACCACAACAACCACAAUUUGAAACUCUCAUUGCUGACCAGCCAGGACACCAACACAAUAGUACAAGGGACUCUAUGUUAGAAUAUUUUGAAAGUCUAAUCAACUAGUAAUGAUAUAUUAAUAAACACAAUUUUAUAACUACAA
This is a messenger RNA of Helicoverpa armigera (cotton bollworm), 997 nucleotides long. Its product is annotated as putative nuclease HARBI1. The record is from RefSeq and is a predicted model, not a curated record. The transcript is spliced from 2 exons. Bases 1 to 960 code for a protein of 319 amino acids. Lineage: Eukaryota; Metazoa; Arthropoda; Insecta; Lepidoptera; Noctuidae.